This is a messenger RNA of Boeremia exigua, 2895 nucleotides long. RefSeq names its product fungal-specific transcription factor domain-containing protein. Gene Ontology annotation, cellular component: nucleus. The record is from RefSeq and is a predicted model, not a curated record. Lineage: Eukaryota; Fungi; Ascomycota; Dothideomycetes; Pleosporales; Didymellaceae. The coding region runs from base 259 to 2622 and encodes 787 amino acids. Gene Ontology annotation, molecular function: DNA-binding transcription factor activity, RNA polymerase II-specific; transcription cis-regulatory region binding; zinc ion binding. Gene Ontology annotation, biological process: positive regulation of transcription by RNA polymerase II. The transcript is spliced from 4 exons.
CACAAAUGAUGCGCUGCACUCCACGCCUAGAUCAAGCUCUUUGAUUCGCUCAUUCACGCCCGAGCUCCCCGCAUUAACCUGUCGAGUGCAAGUGCGAACCAAGGGCCCCCAGCCUACGUUGACUCCACCUUAGAUACGGCUGCCUUCCGUUUAUCAGCUGCUUCUCGACAUCCCGAAAAUCGUGAUCGGACCAGUCUCGACGCCUUACAGUGGUUGUGAGCCUCCUUCAACAGAGCAACAAUACAGUCGAAUCGUCGUAUGGCUGAGACGCUCACAGUCCCGGCAUCGGGUGCUUCUCCGCACGCUAACUCGGUGCCCCAGCCUUUUGCAAAGAACAAAGCGCAAUCUCAACGAUCGAAGCCCGGGGAUAUGCCAAAGGUGUUAGAUGGCAGCGGUAUCCCGAAGAAGAAGCAGUCCAAGAGUCGCAAUGGCUGUGUCACGUGCAAGGCGAAGCGCCUCAAAUGCGAUGAGAUCAAACCGGUCUGCGAGCAAUGCCAAAAACGCGGUGUAACUUGUGGAGGUUACAGAAAAGACUUCAAAUGGCGGCCGUUCGAGGAGCCUGGCUGUACGGGCAAACUGUCAAGAAAAGGCACAGCAGGUACUGUCUCUACACAACCUAAGAACAGUGAUCACGAUCUCAGCGUCCACGGUCCAUAUGACCAAUACCUUCAAGCCGCAACAAACUUCCAGCAAGCACCACCACCGCAGCUGUUGAUACCCGAUAUUCAUGGUUCGGCACACGGAAGUUCUGUCCCACACGUAAUGUCAUAUCCUUUUGCCGAGAGGACAUACGCCCCUUCAUUACUGUCCCCUUUCGCCAUCACACCACAGUCAAUCUCCCCAGUCGAGUCACAUGCACCGUUCUUUCCGGGGCCGGAUAGCUGCUAUGCAGAAGGAUCGGUAAGGGCGGAACGGAGCGAGAUUACCGCGCCUUCUAGCGUGGUUGCCGGACAGUCACCUCGUCUCGUGGAUCUUCUUUUACCAGGAACGGACCAUUGCGCACCUCCAGAAGAGUACAUGUCAUAUCGAAAUCAACAUGAGGACUUCUACCAGCCGACUGGAUAUACACCUCCACCUGAUAUAGCAGACGAAGAAGUCGAAGAAAUACCCCGAAAUCUAGACCAGGAUUCACAAUCAUGGUCCUUGAGGCCAUCGAUCUCUACAAUGUCCAGUUCAUCCAGUUCGUCUUCAGGUUCACCCAGUCACAGCAUACCUUUACAGCCUCAAGAUGGAUUGUACUCUCAUGAAACGAUAUCACGACGAUUCCACCGAGACACGUGUGGGAUAUUGUCCGUGAAAGAUGGGCCUACCGAAAACCCUUGGCGAACUCUCGUCUGGCCACUUGCGCGUGACUGUCCAGCCUUAUAUCAUGCCAUAGCAUCCAUGACUUCGUUCCACCAAUCGUCGCAAUUUCCGCCUAUGCGGAUCCACGGCAUAGAUCACAUGCACACUGCUGUUCAAGCCCUGGCAGAGGGCCUCCAGAACAUGCGCUUCGAUGCAGCUAUAUCGACUACAUUAGUAUUGGCUUUUGCAGAGUCUUGGGAUGUGCAUAUUAGUACUGGUAUCAACCACAUAAAAGGUGCCAAGGUCCUGAUCAGUCAGGCUCUGGUACAGCAUCGCCAGGUGCCCAAACAGGGGGAAGAGUGGAAGCGCCUUAAGUUCCUUUGCAAUACGUGGAUCUACAUGGACGUUAUUGCUCGUCUGACAUCGACAGAUGAUGAUGAGUCCAAUGAUGUUGAUGGAAUCUACGAUAGCAUCCACUCAUCGCAAGAGACGGAGGAGUCAUUGGAUCCACUAAUGGGCUGCGCUCGUUCGCUAUUUCCCAUCAUUGGCCGUGUUGCCACUCUUAUCCGGAAGCUACGAAAAUCGACUGGAGACUGUGAAGACCUGACCUUGCAGGCCAUCCAUUUGAAAGCUCGUCUCGAGGAGUGGACACCACCUUCGCAUAUUGAGAGUCCCGAAGACGAGACAACUAGUCCUGUGGACUCAGUCAAGACAGCAACAGCUUACCAAUAUGCAACGUUACUGUACCUUCACCAAGCAUUCCCCGAGAUACCCUCCUUACCUGCGCUAGCCUUGGCCAAACGGGCACUAUUCGAAAUCGCUUCGGUCGAGCCAAGCUCUCGCUCCAGCAUCAUACAUAUUUACCCUCUCAUGGCAGCAGGUUGCGAAAUGGUCAACGAAGCAGAUCGAGCCUGGGUGGUACAGCGUUGGGAUUUGCUGUCGUCCCGGAUGAAGCUUGGGAUAAUUGACAAGUCAUUGACUGUUACUCAAGAGGUCUGGUCUCGUCGAGACGCCUACGCAGCAGAGUGUAACACUUUCGAUUCGAUGCGUAGUGAGAGCGAUCUCUCCACACGGGCACGGAAGCGUGAUCUCGAUAUAUAUCUCGACAGUGGAGAAGACGAUAUCUAUUGGCUCGGGUCGAGGCCGAAACGAAGGGCAUCUGAUGAAUCUACACAACAUCGAGCUCUGAUCUCACCGAAAUUUGAACAGAUGCGGCAAAGGAGUGAGGUGGUUGCGAGAGAUAACGUAGAGCUACUUCAUCCGGAGUUCACAGUCAAAGGCCGUCUCCAUUGGGUAGGCGUGAUGCGAGACUGGAAUUGGGAAGUAUUGCUCGGCUGAAGCAUCCACUCGUUUCGGUGAUACCAAAAGCAUCCUACCCUUUGUAUGCACAUCGGCACGGCGUGCCGACUCGACAGCGUUGACUUGACAUCACAGCAAAGUGACAGAAGCAACAACGUGAUAGCCAUAUUGCCUUCGGCGCGAACGGACGAUGUCUCCGUUCGGGUAGACAGCCGAUCUAUGUCAUGUGGCAAAGUCGAGCACAUCCUCUGGUCGAAUCACGGUGAACCAGCCCGUACGAUGCAGCGCUUUCCUUCAAACGUUAAUAUGAUU